This is a messenger RNA of Sorex araneus (European shrew), 3289 nucleotides long. It is a transcript of the gene IRF2BPL, whose product is annotated as interferon regulatory factor 2 binding protein like. Gene Ontology annotation, cellular component: nucleus. The record is from RefSeq and is a predicted model, not a curated record. Gene Ontology annotation, biological process: regulation of transcription by RNA polymerase II. The transcript has a single exon. Bases 133 to 2463 code for a protein of 776 amino acids. NCBI's taxonomy places the organism in Eukaryota, Metazoa, Chordata, Mammalia, Eulipotyphla, Soricidae. Gene Ontology annotation, molecular function: transcription corepressor activity.
CGCCCCCCCCCCCCCGCCUCCUCCCUCCUUCCCCCGCAGUCGGACUCCCUCUGCAGCCGGCCGGUGCUCCCGGAGGAGAAGGCGCCGCGGAGACCGCCCGGGCGGGGGCCUACCUUCCCCGGGGCCGGCAUCAUGUCGGCGGCGCAGGUGUCCUCGUCCCGGAGACAGUCCUGCUACCUGUGCGACCUGCCCCGCAUGCCCUGGGCCAUGAUCUGGGACUUCUCGGAACCCGUGUGCCGCGGUUGCGUCAACUACGAGGGCGCCGAUCGCAUCGAGUUCGUGAUCGAGACGGCGCGCCAGCUGAAGCGGGCGCACGGCUGCUUCCAGGACGGCCGCUCCCCCGGGCCGCCGCCGCCCGUCGGGGUCAAGACGGUGGCCCUGUCGGCUAAGGAGGCGGCGGCGGCGGCGGCCACCGCGCAGCAGCAGCAGCAGCAGCAGCAGCAGCUGAACCACGUCGAUGGCUCCAGCAAGCCCGCGGUGCUGGCGGCAGCCUCCGGCCUGGAGCGCUACGGGCUGAGCGCCGCGGCCGCCGCUGCCGCCGCCGCCGCCGCGGCCGUGGAGCAGCGCAGCCGCUUCGAGUACCCGCCGCCGCCGGUGAGCCUGGGCAGCAGCAGCCACGCCGCGCGGCUGCCCAACGGCCUGGGUGGCCCCAACGGCUUCCCCAAGCCCACCGCCGAGGAGGGACCUCCGGAGCUGAACCGCCAGAGCCCCAACUCGUCGUCCGCCGCGGCGUCGGUGGCGUCCCGGCGCGGGACGCACGGCGGGCUGGUGACGGGGCUGCCCAACCCGGGCGGCGGCGGCGGCCCCCAGCUCGCCGUGCCUCCCAACCUGCUGCCGCAGACGCUGCUCAACGGCCCGGCCAGCGCCGCCGUGCUGCCCCCGCCGCCGCCCCACGGCCUGGGCGGCCGGGGACCCCCGACGCCCGCGCCCCCGGGCGCCCCGGGCGGGCCCGCCUGCCUCGGAGCGCCCCCGGGCGUCUCGGCCGCGGCUUCGGCGGCCGCGUCCUCCACCUCGGCGGCCGCGUCGGGGGCCGAGGUGGGCGUGGGUGCCGGUGGCAAAAGGCCCGGCUCCGUGUCGAGCACCGACCCCGAGCGGGAGCUGAAGGAGAAGCAGCGCAACGCCGAGGCCCUGGCGGAGCUGAGCGAGAGCCUGCGCAACCGCGCCGAGGAGUGGGCCAACAAGCCCAAGAUGGUCCGCGACACGCUGCUCACACUGGCCGGCUGCACGCCCUACGAGGUGCGCUUCAAGAAGGACCACUCGCUGCUGGGCCGCGUCUUCGCCUUCGACGCCGUCUCCAAGCCCGGCAUGGACUACGAGCUGAAGCUGUUCAUCGAGUACCCCACGGGCUCGGGCAACGUGUACUCGAGCGCGUCCGGCGUGGCCAAGCAGAUGUACCAGGACUGCAUGAAGGACUUCGGCCGGGGCCUGUCCUCCGGCUUCAAGUACCUGGAGUACGAGAAGAAGCACGGCUCCGGGGACUGGCGCCUGCUUGGGGACCUGCUGCCCGAGGCCGUGCGCUUCUUCAAGGAGGGCGUGCCGGGCGCCGACAUGCUGCCGCAGCCCUACCUGGACGCCAGCUGCCCCAUGCUGCCCACGGCGCUGGUGAGUCUCAGCCGCGCCCCCAGCGCGCCCCCGGGCACCGGGGCGCUGCCGCCCGCCACCCCGACGGGCCGGGCCGCGGCCGCCAGCCUGCGCAAGAGGAAGGCGUCCCCCGAGCCCCCGGACUCGGCCGACGGCGCGCUGAAGCUGGGAGAGGAGCAGCAGCGGCAGCAGUGGAUGGCGAACCAGAGCGAGGCCCUGAAGCUCACCAUGUCGGCGGGGGGCUUCGCGGCGCCGGGCCACGCGGCGGGGGGGCCGCCGCCGCCGCCGCCGCCGCCCCUGGGCCCGCACUCCAACCGGACCACCCCGCCCGAGAGCGCCCCGCAGAACGGGCCGUCCCCCAUGGCGGCGCUAAUGUCGGUGGCGGACACGCUGGGCACGGCGCACUCGCCCAAGGACGGCAGCUCCGUGCACUCCACCACCGCCUCGGCGCGGCGCAACAGCGGCAGCCCCGUGUCGCCCGCCUCCGUGCCGGGCCAGCGGCGCCUGGCGUCCCGGAACGGGGACCUGAACUUACAGGUGGCGCCGCCGCCGCCCAGCUCCCACCCGGCCAUGGACCAAGUGCAUCCCCAAAACAUUCCGGAUUCCCCCCUGGCCAACAGCGGGCCCCUCUGCUGUACCAUUUGCCACGAACGCUUGGAGGACACGCAUUUCGUCCAGUGCCCGUCCGUCCCCAGCCACAAAUUCUGCUUCCCUUGCUCUAGAGAGAGUAUCAAGGCCCAGGGGGCCACCGGCGAGGUGUACUGCCCCAGCGGGGAGAAAUGCCCCCUGGUUGGGUCGAAUGUACCGUGGGCCUUCAUGCAGGGUGAAAUCGCGACUAUCCUCGCUGGGGAUGUAAAAGUGAAAAAGGAGAGAGACCCUUGAGCCACGAGAGCUGACCAGCCCCCUCUCCAGCCCGGAGGGCCCCUCCCUAGUCCACAUGGACCUACCCUUCCCUCCCACCCCCAGAUGUAGAAUUGUGAAUAUAACAAAACUGCAAAAAGUUAGUCUUAUGUAUAGACAUUAUUUUCGUCGUAUGUUUCUAUAUUUUGAAACAAAGGUAUGUUAACUUCUUCAUUUGAAGGAUAAGCUGGUUUGCGUUAUGCAGUAUCAUAUUGGUUGGGUCAUUUGCAUCAUAUUCGUUAGCAUUUAUUUGGUGUCAGAGUGUUUGCUUAGGUACAGAAUUAAUAGCCCUUAGCAACGAAAGCUGCUGGUGUGUAUUUUUGUAAAUGUUAUGCACUCUCUGAAAGGAAAAAAAACACAAAAUGACUUUUUUUUUUUUGCCAAGGCCAGUGUUGCUGCCUAAAAAAAAAUAUAUAUGAUGCUAUAAACUGGUGAAAGCUUCAUUCUAAACAGCCCCAAGUGUUGAAGUCUUCACUUAAUUUUGUUCUGUUUUGUUUUGUUUUUUUUUCUUGUUUUUGUUUGCAAAAUGGUAAAGGGGGGUGUGGGGGGGAGCGGAGGUGUUUUCUGUUGCAAGUUUGUGAGGGAAAAUGUUUUGGUUUGUUUCUCCUGACCUGAAUGUGUUGGAUCUUCACGUGUCGUUUUGUUUUUUGCUUUCUUGAUGCACGGAUGCUUUUGAACAGUAGAGCGAAAUGCUAGACCUGGAGAAUCUGCUCUGUUUGUCCUUUAUACAUUUCUGUAGUUUAACAGAACACUGUAAUGUGCCUUGGAGCUUAGUAACUUGUAAUAAAUUCAAUUGAUAUUAAUCCUG